Molecule: messenger RNA, 1932 nt
Organism: Ramularia collo-cygni
Lineage: Eukaryota; Fungi; Ascomycota; Dothideomycetes; Mycosphaerellales; Mycosphaerellaceae
Exons: 1
Coding region: 1-1932 (643 amino acids)
Biological process (GO): sucrose catabolic process
Molecular function (GO): sucrose alpha-glucosidase activity
Source: RefSeq, a predicted model, not a curated record
AUGAUUUCACUUUCAAUAGCAGCGGCAUUUCUUGCCACUCUACCCGCUACACAUGCUCUGCCACCUACUUAUUGCGAGAAGAAGCCGAGCUGUGCUUCUCUCACUGCAGACGAGGUCAGAUCUCUCGGUAACAACACAUUGUUCACACGCUGGCGACCUCACAGUCGUUAUAUCGCUCCUGCAGGAUGGAUGAACGAUCCGUGUGGUGCAAUGUAUGAUCCUAUCCGCGAUGAAUACCACAUGUCCUACCAAUGGCAUCCAAACCACUUCAAUUGGGGUAACAUCAGCUGGGGAUCGGCCACAAGUAAAGAUUUGAUCACCUGGACAGACCAUGGCAGCUGGAGGGGCAACGACGCUUUGAUUCUAUCGCCGAAUGGUAACGGAAGCUACAAAGGCCUGGGUGUAUUCUCCGGAACUGCGCAGCCUAUCAACAUCAACGGCGAGCAGGACGGCACACUCAUGAUUUUCUAUACUUCGGUAUCGAAACUGCCCWCCAACUGGGCUUUACCAUACCUCCAAGACACCGAGACACAGAGUCUGGCCCUCAGUAAAGACGGUGGUGAGACCUGGGAGGAAUACGAGAACAACCCGGUGAUCUCCACCAGCGCGAAUGAUGCACCAAUGAGCUGGAACAUCACUGGUUUCCGCGAUCCAUUCCUGGAGGCAUCGCCAGAACUUGAUGCUAUCCUGGAAGUCAGCGAACCUCACUACUAUGCCGUCUUUGGAUCUGGUAUUAAAGGAGUUGGUCCGCGAAUGCCUCUCUGGACAGCGCCGGCCACCGAUCUCACCAACUGGACUUUCUUGGGCGCCCUUUGGGAACCAGUCGGGAACACCUCCGUCGGCCCCGUUCUGUCCACGGGAUCGUAUGGUUUCAACUUUGAAGUAUCGGGCUGGUUUCCGCUCUACGAUACCAAGGGAAAGCCUCAUUGGUAUGUCAACAUGGGCUCUGAGGGCGGCAACGUCUCGUUUCACCAGUCUCUUCAAUGGUCACUAUGGAAUGGAGGUUCUGUCACACGUCGAGCAAAUGGUAGCGCCGAGUUCACACCUGAAGUUGGCGGCGUCSCGGRCUGGGGCAGUGGGUACGCAUUGACCAGCUUCAAUGAUACCAAGCACAACCGCAGAGUUCAGUACGCAUGGGUCAGGGAGGAUGUCGUUGGUGACGCUGGACUCUUCAGCUUCCCACAGCAGGGCUUCCAGGGCGCUAUUUCGCUCCCUAGAGAGCUCUUCGUGCACGAAGUUGCAAACGUUACCGCCAGUGAGGAAAUCGAGACGGCGAAGACUGCUGUUUUGGAACAACAAGAUGAUGGCACUUACUCAGCUCGCACAAUGGGUGUCCGUCCACUUGAGGAUGUCGUUGAUGGUAUCCGUGUUGGUUCUAAGAAGAUGUCCUGGGACCCAGCAACGUUCGAUUCGACGACGAUAAUCCACAAGCAAGCUUCAGCGYACAUGGAACUCAAAGCGACCCUUUCCUCCGCCACAGGUGCCGCCGGACUCGUCAUCAACGCUUCUCCAGACGGAGAAGAAUACACCAAUAUCAUCUACGAGCCCUCCAACCACACCAUCCUGGUUGACAGACUCCACAGCAGCAACAUCGCCGAGUUCAACAACCAGACCAUUACUGGAUACUUCUAUCCCUACACCGUCAACGGCACACAAGAAGACAUCGUGUUCAACGUCUUUAUCGAUGGCUCCAUCGCGGAGAUCUAUAUCAACGACCGUUUCGCGUUGAGUGCAAGAGUGUACCCAUCCAAGGAAUGCAGUACUGGCUUWGGUGUAUAUGUAGCUGAGGGUUCCGAGGCGGCAUUCAAGGGCGUGGAGGCUUGGAUUGGCACUGCGAAGGUGUGGCCGGGGAGACCGGAGAACACCAGCUCGGAGCUUGUGUGGGACUCGGCUGAGGAAACUAACGAUUAUGUCUGGUGGACUGGCAACUAG